AUGGCUAGAGCACCUGUCACAUCAGAAUCCCUUCCAGAUGAAAUUAAUGAAGAUUUCCUCAGCUGUUCCAUCUGUUUGGAUAUCUACAAGAAUCCUACAGUUCUACCAUGUCUGCAUACAUUCUGUCAGCAAUGUCUGGUAACUUUAAAGGCUAAAUCUGGAGGUGUUUUGAAGUGCGCUACAUGCAGAAUUCAGUGUGACACUCCCAUCAAGAAACUGAAGUCCAACUUGUUUUUAUCGAGCUUACUACACACAUACCAGACACGACUGAGCCUUGACCAUUCACAUGUGUGUGAGAUAUGUCAAGAGAAGAUCGCAACUCACAGGUGUGUAGACUGUCUUCAGUUCAUUUGCGACGAAUGUUUUACUAUUCAUAAACGUAUACCAACUCUCCGUUAUCAUGAAGUGCUUACAAUUGCCAAGUACAAGGAGAUAGAAUCCAGGGGUCAUUUAACAGUACAGUCUAAAGUUAUCUGCAGUGUCCAUAAAGACAGCGAUUUAGAAUUCUACUGUGAAACAUGCCAGGUACCUGUCUGCUACAAGUGUACUAAAGUUAAACACAGAAUUCCUGCACAUAGGCAUAGAGAUUUACAGGAGGUAGCAGAUAAAUAUAAAACACAACUGAGGGAAAUGUUAGGAUUGUUAAAAGUGAAAGAGAAACAAGCAGAGGCAGGAAAAUCAGCAGAUGAAUCUGCAAGAGCAAAAAUCAGAGAUCAGUGUGAGGCAGAAAAGAGGAAAGUUAUAACAAGAGCAAAGGAAAUGACAGAGAGGAUACAGAAAGAAGGUAAGAUGUUGAUAGAUGCCCUGGAUAAAAAAGCCCGGAUGGGAUUAAAAGAUGUGGAAAUGAACAUUGACGAGAAACAAUUUAACCAUGGCAACAUAGUAAGCAUGCAUCAUUAUCUAGAAACACUGCUGCAUCAUGGGAAUUCUGUUCAUCUGCUAUCUACCAGGAUUGAAACUAUGAAGCGCAUAAACGAGAUGGUUGCUAUGGAAAUAAAACCGCCAAUCACUCAUGAUAUCACCGAGUUUCAACCAGGAAGUGACCUUGCUGCACACGCAUUGAUGGGGGUGAUCAAAUCAGACGUCUGUCCAUCCAAAUGCACAGUUGAAAACAUUCCGAAACAACUCCUGAAAGGUGAAUCCGUCAAGCUGCUCAUCACUACCAGAGAUUCCAGAGGAAUGAAGACUAUUUCCCGUAAAGAUGUUAAAGUGAAAACAGGUAAUCCUUAUGCCUUGUGGGAUAACACUGAUGUAACGUGCAAUAAAGAUGGGACAUUUAAUGUGGUAAUAACAGGUAGCAGAGCAGGAAGACUGCAAAUUGCCAUGAAAAUCGGUCACCAACAAAUAUUAAGAUCUCCAUUAUACAUUGACAUUAUAAAUGGAUUAGUACAGACAGUAGGAACAACAGGAAGCGAAGGGAAGCUCAACCGGCCAAUGGGACUAACAAUUAAUAAACAUGGUGACUUUGUCACAGCUGAUUACAAGGACAACAGAGUAACAAUUCAUGACAGAGACGGAAAUUACAAACAAUCAUUCAGAUUUACCGAGCGAUUUGCAAAGCCAUUCAGACCAUGGGAUGUAGCAAUAUCAGAUGAUAAUGAAUACUUUAUGUUAGAUCAUAAUAACAGACAAGUAGUUGUGAGUGAUGUGAACGAAAAGUUAAUUAGAUGUUUCGGAUGUCCCCAAAUUGAUAAUCCAUGUGGAAUUGCAAUUAAUCCUGUUAAUAAGAAUGUGUAUGUGAGUGAAUGGAAUGGAGAUUGUAUUAGAAAGUAUACACAUAGAGGUGUGUAUAUUAAGUCUUUUGGGGAUAGCGGAGACAAGCAGGGAGAGUUCAUUUGCCCUUGUAUGCUAGCUAUUAAUAGUAAGGGGUUGGUGUAUAUACCAGAUUGUUACAACAACCGUAUUCAGGUAUUCAAUUCUGAUGACCAGUUUAUGUUUGAAUUUUCCUCCAAUGGUGACAGUCCAAUGAAUCGUCCCAAAGGAGUAGCUAUAGAUAAGAAUGAUUAUGUAUAUGUAAGCAGUUUACAUGAGGUCACAAAGUAUGACAGCUAUGGUCAGUUCAUUUGUAGGAUUGACAGUGAUAAUGAUGCACUGAGUUCUCCAUGGGGUGUAGCAUGCAAUGCUGGAAGAGUAGCUGUAGUGAGCAGGGGCAAUGAUUGCAUCAAAGUGUUUGUAGAAUGA
This is a messenger RNA of Saccoglossus kowalevskii, 2181 nucleotides long. RefSeq names its product tripartite motif-containing protein 2-like. NCBI's taxonomy places the organism in Eukaryota, Metazoa, Hemichordata, Enteropneusta, Harrimaniidae. The record is from RefSeq and is a predicted model, not a curated record.